Messenger RNA from Spirodela intermedia, 2732 nucleotides. The record is from the annotation of a GenBank genome assembly. NCBI's taxonomy places the organism in Eukaryota, Viridiplantae, Streptophyta, Magnoliopsida, Alismatales, Araceae.
AUGGACAGUCGUCUCAGAGGACAUCGUGGGUUGAUUCUGCUGAGCCUCUGGGUAAUGACCUACUUUAUGACUGCGGAGAACAUCCAGGAGAAGAUAACAACCUCGAAAAAUCGACGAUUCAUUCGGAAAAUGUUAUGGAAACUGGAAGGAUGAUGUUUGGACUUGUUGAUCUUCCUGGAGAGGAUGGGCAUCGACAGGUUAUUGUCGAAGACCUCUCAGUCACAUCAAAGCAAGAAAGAGAAAUUUCUGAAAGAAGUUUCUCAUUACUGGAAACAAUUGAAGGCAACACCCUGUCUGGACCAUUUGGUGCAGAGUUUAAUGGUUCGUGCACUACGGAAACAGCUCCUUGUGCGUUAGCUGAAUCAGGUUCCAUGAAGACCAAUGGUAGUGAUCUAUCUGUGUUUCCACAGUCGGUUCAAGAUUCUCAAGUAAUGUCCACAGUUCAAGAUUUAUGGGCCUCAUCAUUACCAUCUGAUCGAUCCUUAUACUUUGGACCUGCGAAGAUUGAAGAUUUUGGAUUGCAAGAGCAACUGGUGGAAAUUGACAAUAAUGAUGUGGGUAACGCCUGUAUUGAUUACGUGAAACUUAGACAAAUGGAAAGCUUUUCUAGAAACUAUAAGGUAACUCAUCCAUACUUUUUAUAAAAAUCAUCCAGUUUCUUUAUAUUAUUAUUUCUAAUAUAAUGGUGCUUUUGUAAGGUUCAGGACCAUGACGAGCUGAACACCCUCCAGUUGCCUGAUUUUUCACCUGGGAAGGAGAUCCAAUCGGCACAAAGAUUCAGUUUUCGGUCACCUCAACAGGUGUCAAGUAUUUCAAUUGAUCUCAUUAAUAAUACGAUUCUUGUAGUCAUCUGUUCAAAGUUUCCAUGAACGCCAAAGAAUUUAGGUGCAUAUUGGAUAGGGAUACAGGAUAAUUUUCUCUUCACGCUUGGUUUCCAGGGAACGUUUACAGGAUCCGCCACGACCAUGCAGUGCCCCCAACAGGUUGAAGUUUUUCUCUUCACCAAUUUGGAGUACUUACUUCAAACAUAUUCUUGAAUAUAUCCAGAAUUACUUUACGAUGUUAUGACAGCUGUUGCCGUCUGCUGAACAAUAUGGAAUUGAGAAUUUGAUCAACCAAUCUUUGGUUACUCAAUUGCGACAUGCACCACCCAAUAAUGCUGGCAGUUCUACUGACUCUAUGAAAGCACGUGUCCGAGCACGGCGAGGUCAGGCAACAGAUCCUCACAGCAUCGCAGAACGGGUUAGUGUAUCAAAUAAUUGCUUGAUACAGCGCCCUGUGACGCUUUCAUAGUUUGUUGGAUCUACCUUAUUUUUUAAGAAAUUUCAGUUCCCCCCUUCCCAUUUCCAAUCACUGAUUCUUCUGUGUAUCUCAUACGAACUCGAAUAAAUUACCCUUUAGAUUCAUAUAGUGUAUUCCUAAAAUGCAGCUCCGGAGGGAGAAAAUUGCAGAAAGGAUGAAGAAUCUCCAGGAACUUGUUCCUAACGCCAGUAAGGUGAUUAUAGCAAUUUCCUCUAAAUUCUAUCCGAGAUUUUCAAAUUCGGUGGGAUUAACACUGCUUUAACUAAACCUUCAUCGAUCUCAGAGAAGGUCCUGCCAUAUGAACAUGGAUCAAGCAUCACAUUCAUCCUCUAUAAGCCACCGACGGAUUAUGAAAUCCAGUGUCAUGGAAUCGUUUGGCAGUUGAGAAUUAACAUUUGCCAAAUAACAAUGUUUUUUCCAAUGUUUUGCAGACAGACAAGGCAUCGAUGCUUGAUGAGAUCAUUGACUAUGUGAAAUUUCUACAGCUUCAAGUGAAGGUGGAGAAAUUGAAGUAGCAAGUGCAGUUUCAUUUUUUCAAAAUAUUUAAAUAAUAUAAGACUUAUUAUUAUAUUUAUCUCGCAGGUUCUCAGUAUGAGCAGGUUGGGUGCUGCUGGUGGUGCUGGUGUUCCCUUGGUUACUGACAUUCCAGCCGAGGUGUGCUUUCUUCUUCAUCCUCGUUUUUCUUUUUGCGUAUUCAUAUCCAAAAGCUAGGCGACUUUCUGCAGGGUUAGUUUAAACGUUAGAUGGAAUGCAUAAAACUUGUUGUCUAAAUCAUUUAACUUCGCUAACCUUCGUAUUUCCAGAAACCUUGUAAAAAAUAUAAUUUAUUUCAUGCAUACUUUCGCAAUAUUUAAAAAACGCACCACCUUUUUGUAGUGGUUAAUACAUUGAUUGACCUCUUAAUCUAGGCAAUUUCAUUCCCUCGAAGCCCCUGCUUGCCCUUAUUAAGUUUCUUCUUCUAAUUUCUCAAUCCACGCUCUAAUCGCGAACUAAGAGUCGAUCUCUCCUGCUGUCAGUGUGAAGUAUUAUUUCCUGGUACAUUUUGGUGAAAUUUUCAUCUUAUGCUCGGACAGGAAUCCAGUAGCCUCCUUCUAGGUCAGGAGGGGUAUCUGCAGGAGUCUCAGGGCACUCUUGAAUCGGAGAAAGAAGUCAUAAGCCUGCUGGAGUCGAACGUCACGAUGGCUAUGCAGUACCUCCAGAGCAAAGGGCUCUGCCUCAUGCCCGUCGCCCUUGCUGCCGCCAUCUCCGCCUGGAAAGGCUCCUCCAUUGCCGCCACUCCUCUCGAUCGGAGAAAGACUGAGACGACCACCAACCCGGUGGCCAAGGAUGGUGGAGUGGAGCCCCUGAACAACACCGGGUCUGGCAUCAAGCAAGAAGACGCCGACAACUGCUCUGCUCCUGAUGCAAAGGACUCGAAACCCAGAUCGUGA